AUGGCUUCGAUCGGGAAGAUCAAUUUUUCCGGUGCCUCCUUCACGAAUGAGAACACGGUAGCCCUUGUGAACCUGAACGUCGACGUUUGCUUCUGGCGCUGUGACCCAUCGCCCGAGUUCGUCCCAGUCGGUUCGGCGUUGACCGUCAAGAGAAGGGUGGAAGCAGAGAGCGGAUCCAUCCACAAAACGGCCUGCAAACUCGGCUUUCUCUUCAAUGAGGUGAUUCCUGAUACGCCAAAUCUCAUCAAAGCAUACGGCAAGCGGGUGUCGGAGAUUCUCGCGCUCCCCAAAGUCAACCCUCAGGGCACGGAUGAAGACGGACCAUUCCGACCGUUCAUCGGCGCUGACUGCACUUCGAUUUGGGCUGCUGCCACAUCGGGAUCUCCAUCCAUUGGCGUUUUGCUCCUAGCAUGCAUGCUGGCCGAUGCUUGGGAUGCCAAAACCGCCAUCUCGAUCUGGGUGGAGCUUAUCGACGAGCGGAAGGAGCAAAUCCAGGCCCAGCAGAAAGACAAUAAGAUGCUGAGUCUGCAGACGCUGGCGGCGGCAAGGCAGGAAUUCGCCCGGGCAGAGCUGGCUUCCUGGGACGCGAGCGUGAGGUCCUGGAUCAGAAGGGCUGGUGAGUCGAUGGCGUCCAAACGGGUUCAGUUCGCCCUCAUAUCCAACAAUCUCACAAUCCCGUACCCCAGGGGCGGGUCGACCUACGGCACGGUCAUCUUGGCGUGGACGCGCGCGAUGGAAGUUCUCGAGAAACUUUUGUGCAACAUCCCUCAGCAGGCUUGCGAUCGAGCCGUCAUCCGGGGCAUUUCUGCUUGGCAUCUUUACCCGGAAAUGAUUGUUUUUCAGGAAAAGGCGACCAAGGUGUCUUUUCAAGACGGGCUGUUUCCCAGCUCGGGAGUACUCAGCCUGGGGUUGGAGUACAACGGCACGCCCUCCGACAAUUAUCUCCGAUGGUCACUGGCUCUGUCUCACUUGCGCUAUUAUGGCGCGCCAGUUGCUGUUCGGAGCGACGAGGAGAUGCAGAAUCGGAUAACUAUGCCCCAGCUGUGGCUUGUGACAAUCGGAGUCAUCUUCCGCGAGUGGAACGUACUGUAUGGACAGUUCGAGGUAAGCCUGCUUUGGUUCCAGGAACUGGGCAGAACGCUUAGCCGAGGCCUGGCUCAGCUGAGUCGGUUGAGGCCAAGAGACGGAAAAGAUGACCGGUUGUCCUGGCUUCUUCGUCUCUGUUCAGCUGUGACUGACAUCGGCGAGGGUGAGCAAAACCUCGUCAAGUACGGCUGGAGAAGGGGUGCGAACUUUCUCGGAAAAAGCGGACCUCAUGGAAGUGAUGAGAUUCAAUAUACGGCAGCAGCGCCAUAUUUUGGACUCAACAAUCCGCAUAUCAUGAGAGCUCUGAGCCAUUCUACGGAUAUCGAUUCCGCUAUUGACUACCUGCGCCACAUCAGCUCCCUUCUUCAGCUCGAAGGUGACGAGUCCAUCGUAGCAUAUUACCAUGGAACUCACAGAGAGUAUGCGACUACGAGCCCCAUUGAAGAACAUCUUGUCAAAUCCUACCCAUCAGUAGAGAAUUGUGGAUGGGUGGGCAAGCGCCAUGUCACAUGGCUGUUUGACAUCAGGCAGUCUGAUGACGCAGAUGUCGCCUCUCCUCAAAAGCAUUAUUUACAGGAACGACGCCAGUUCAUCGAAUCUAGGGGCGAGAUUUGCAGAAUCAUCGUUCAGGAAAAUGACACAAUCCUGUCGACAGCCAACACCGGAUCCAACAUUGAGAUAAAUCUUGACGCACUGUUCUCUGAACGUGCAGAGUUCCUCGGCUUAUACCCGUUGGGAUCUUCUGCCUAUCAUGAUUUUGGGCUUUGGGUGCGAGCUGAGAAGCAUGCAGCUUGCACCCAGGCUUUGGAGCGCGAGCUGCGCCGUCUUCAACUCAACCAAGUUGAAUCACUAGCAGAGAGCAUUUCAUGGCUCAAGAACAGCGUGUCUGCAGACAAGGUUUACAGGUAUCUAGUUACGUCUCUUGUGGAGUCGCCGGGGGACAUAAGCGCUCGUCUAUACGCUCGUCGCCACACCAAAGCUCGCAUCAGCAGCCAAAGCUUGAAGCGAAAACAACCUCAUUCGACUGGCUCGAUGGAUGAAAAAAUAGCAUGGACGCCGACAAACAAACGUGUGAUCGACUACGUGUUGCAGUCAGAACAUGGUGAUCUCAAUGCAUCCUACGAUCCGUCUGGGUGCUUCUCCGUGAUCACAGUUGCUUCUCGCGUCUCACCGUUAUGGACUCUUUCUCUGCAAAUCCUCGAGGUUGCGAGCCAUGUUUAUGAAGCUCUUCCCCGAGCUACUGUCUCCCUUCGAAUACUGGAACAAGAGUUGCUGAAGGCUCUUUGGCUGCCUCCGCGCAUGAAAGCCGCCCGCGACUCCGCGCAUGAUUCUUACAGGGCUAUGCGCCACCCCGCUUCUUACAUGGAUGAGAUGAAGCGCGCCAACAUGUUUGCUUGUGUGGCCAUGUUCGAGUCUGGCCGCUUCAAUAUUGAGCCCGGCCAGUUGGCCGAGGUGGUCGCUUUAUGCUCGGAGGAUUCUAUUUUCGUAUCAGAGAUACUCCUUUCGGAUCCCAGCGACGUGUCGCGGCAGCUCGGAAUCAGACACCUGGUGGGUAAUGUAGGCCAUGCGGGCAUGGUCUUCAUGGUAUCCCCGAGAGAACCUCGAAUACGGCCGCCAGGCUUUGACGCAUCCAAGGUGGCGCACCUUGAGUAUGAUGGCGUGGAGGUCAACACGUUUGAAGGAACGUCUCUGCACCUGUCUUUCACCACGUGGAAGAUUCCACUAGAUUGGGAGUGCACUGGAGAAAUCGACCAAGAAAUCUUCCUGCUCGAAUCGGUUGUUUCUGUCCAGCACCAGGGCGCGUGGGUCGCCGAUAUCGAUGUCCUGGGCAUCGAGACCGAUCGUCCGGACAUCAUCUCGUUUCCCUGCGAUUGCCCAAGGAAUUUCAAUGCGUCCUCCCGGAAUCAGAGUGCCGUAUCGAUCAAGUCCUGGGAUGAAUUCCUCGAUCCACCACCUUGCAUUGGUGUACUGCAGACGAAGCGCAAUUGGGUGGCUCGUCUGGCCGCAGUUUCCAUCUUGAUCCAACAGGGCAAUGGACACGCAGCACUGAUACUGGAUGACCCCUCGGACGGCCUCCUUGGCGAGCCUCUCACGGCUGAGUUUGAAACUGCCAGCGUUGACAUCCGCAACAAGGUUUAA
Molecule: messenger RNA, 3225 nt
Organism: Verticillium alfalfae VaMs.102
Lineage: Eukaryota; Fungi; Ascomycota; Sordariomycetes; Glomerellales; Plectosphaerellaceae
Exons: 3
Coding region: 1-3225 (1074 amino acids)
Source: RefSeq, a predicted model, not a curated record